UAAUAGGAUCCUUAUCCUGCUCCUGGCGUCACAUGUCUGUGACCUACUCCGAUUGCGACGAUUGCGUCCAUCAUGGCGCUGCAUCACCAGUCAUCCACAGGCGUAUUCUCUGCUGUGAUUGGAUUCUUGCCACCAAUGGAUGUUGUAAGUUAGAUCAUGGGGGGCUAAGCUUACAGUUACUUUGCUUUGAUUAAGCUAUGUUUCUGCACCUUGCGCUGUUGCUUCCGUGGACCUGCGGUGGUGUGCCGCUCUGUGUGAACAAGUCAGAGUUGAAUACCGAAAGCUCAGCUUGGGUGUUUUAGGCCAAUUUCAGGGCUUGACCCCCUUCUUGACCGAUUGUAAAUGCCAAGAGCAGCAGCAUACACUGCUGAGUGAGGUUCUGGUUUAGAUCGAUCAUCGACUUGGGGGUGUUGUGAAGAGCAGGGCGAAUUAGUUUGUUUGAUGGCAGAGGAAAUUUGUUUAUUGACGACGAUGCUAGAGAUUCGUGGCAUGCCGAAGGGGCAAAUGUUGAUCGCCAUGAAAGGGCAUCCGGGAUGUGGGAAGACGACGGUGUCGCGCGGCAUAGCCAAGGCGUUACAUUGCCCGGUGGUAGACAAGGAUGACAUCCGCGAUUGUAGCAUGGAUCUGGAAUGCCCAUGUGUGUUGUCGUGCACGUGCGAGAGCAAGCAGCUCAAUUUCACCUCGCACAAGCUCAAUACGCUGUCUUACGUGGCGAUGUGGAAGAUCGUGGAGACACAGCUAGAGCUGGGGCUGUCCGUCGUUGUAGACUGCCCUCUCGAGCGGCAGGGUCUGUUUGACAGAGCCGCGGGCCUGUCCGCGAGGUUUGGGGCUUUGCUUGUGAUUGUGGAGUGUUACUCCGGGAACAAUUUGAUAUGGAAGGAGCGGCUUGAGAGACGGGCUGAACUGGGCAUGUCAGAUUCUCAAACUUUCGUAACUCGACCUAGUCUAGGGGAUGAUGAGGAUUUUUAUCAUGUGGAGCACGAGAAACCCGCUCGAAUGUCCGUGGAUGCCAACGACCUCCCUCAAUUAGCUGCUCGAAAACUUGGUGCCGAGACCAACACUCGGAAAGUUGUAUUGGAUGUUGGAUUUGGCGGGCCAACAGCACCCCCUGAGAAAAGGUGGCACAAGCCAGCGCAAUGGUCAGACAUUGAGAAGAUUUUAGAAAAGUAUGCCGGGUGCUUCGAGUACAGUAUGGGUUCCACGAAGAAGAUCAUGGUGGACACAACCGCUUGUUCCACUGAAGAUGCUGUGGAUGGAGUUUUGCGGUGGCUAUCAAACUUGGAGAGUAGCACAGAAUUGUUGACGUUUUUUCCAUCCGAUGCUAAAUAUGAUUCAUAUUCUUCUCGUAUCUAGUAUGAAGCUUUAGUGUGCUAGAUGAUGGUUACAAAUUUCUGGGGUCUAAACUCUCUCUACCUACACAUAGACAGGAGGUCUUCAUGGAGUGCCAGACUUGGGCAUUCGAUUAGGGACAAUUCUUGCAACCUACUGCACUGGAUUUGUGUGCAAACAUUUUAGAAUCAGUUGAAAACUCUACCAGAUAUUUCAUCGUGACCAACAAGCUAUAAGUGGAUGGUUGGAUUUUGGACUCAUUUGUCUCCAAAGUCUGAUUUUGAUAUAGUGCCUUCAGAAACUCUACAAACGCUCUUAAAGAUAAUAAUAAUCAGUAUCUUAUUAUCA
Molecule: messenger RNA, 1677 nt
Organism: Physcomitrium patens
Lineage: Eukaryota; Viridiplantae; Streptophyta; Bryopsida; Funariales; Funariaceae
Source: RefSeq, a predicted model, not a curated record